Ipomoea nil (Japanese morning glory) is the source of this 702-nucleotide messenger RNA. Its product is annotated as histone H1-like. NCBI's taxonomy places the organism in Eukaryota, Viridiplantae, Streptophyta, Magnoliopsida, Solanales, Convolvulaceae. Bases 1 to 702 code for a protein of 233 amino acids. The record is from RefSeq and is a predicted model, not a curated record. The transcript has a single exon.
AUGAAGUCAAGAAGCUCAAUGUUCAAGAAGUCUUAUGCCCAAGCCGCUAGUUCCAAGUCUUCAUCAACAGCUGAUUCUAAAGCGAGCCGAGAGACCGAAGCACCAUUAACCAGGAGCCGUGCAAGGAGCUUAGGAAUGCGACCGCCAGAGCCUGAGUCAAUUGUUCGACGCAUGAUUCAAAGACUCAAAACGCCCCCUACUGUCCCAAUGAAGUCUAUCUAUGUUGCAGGUCCACCAUCUUUGAAAGGAACAACCAAUAGCGGGAGGCUGACUUCUUCGAAAGGAGCAGCUGGCAGCGGGACGCCGACUUCUUCAGAAGGAGCAGUUGAUAGCGGGAGGUUGACUUCUUCGAAAGGAGCAGCUGGCAGCAGGAUACCGACAUCUCCGAAAGAAGCGGCGAAUAGCGAGAAGUCAGCUACCCCAAAAGGAGCAGCUAAUAGCGAGAAGUCGGCUACCCCAAAAGGAGCAGCUAGUAGUAAGAAUCCAACAUCUCCGAAAGAAGCAGUCGAUAGCGGGAAUCCAACAUCUUUGAAAGGAGUUAAUGAUAGUAAGAGUCCAACAUCUCCAAAAGGAAACGAUAACACGAGAGGCUCGUCACCGGCAUCGCAGACGUCCAACAUGUGGAAGGCCGCGCCAGAAUGGUCACGCAUCUAUACAGGCAUACCGGCUAUGACAACAAGCGCGACAACUAUAGAGGACUAG